AUGCUGCGGCCUGUUUCUGCGACCGUUGCCGUGCCGCCGGCACUGCCGGUGCCUCAUCAGCGGCAUCUGCCGCUCAGCCCCACCUCCAGCACCGCUGCCGGCCACCCGCCCCCACUACGCCCCGCUCGCUCGGCUAAGCCCCGCAGCGAACCGCCCAACCUCCACGCUGCUGCCGCGCCACACUCGCCCGGCCACCACGCGCGCAGCUCCACGCCCAGCCAGACCCGCCUCUUCCUUCCGCUCGACCAGCAGCAGCCGGCCGCCCCAAUCACCACGCGCCGCCCGCUUUCUCCGCCAGCAGCAGCCCACAACACCGCGCGCGCCCGCCUCCUUCCGCAGAACUGGGAAGAACAGCUUCUUCCCAGCGUUAGUGGCCCGUCCCCAACCAGCACUUCCUCCAUUCAGCUUGCCCCGCGCCAAAUCGCCAGGAGCACCACGUCCUUCCGCUCGCCCAGCGCCAAGCAGCAGCAGCAACGCACUCCACCGCCUGGCCCGCCCCGCGCCCAGCUCGCCUCAUCCCGGCCACGGCUGCGCAUCGACUGCGCGCGCAAGCGCCCCUGCCAGGCACCGGCCGCCCGCCUUGGCCCACCCCACGCCGCUCCGCCCCAGGCCCAUCUCCAUCCAGCGAGCGCCCGCAACAAGCGCCUCAGGCCACCAAGGCCGCCCCCGCCCAGCAUCCCUUCUCAGCUGCCUGGUCCAUCCACGCACCACGCGCCGCCGCACCAUCCGCUAGCAAGCCCACCUCCAGCGCUCGAUUCCUUUGACCGGAGCAAACCGAGCAGCACGCCGGCUGGCCCGGUUGAAACCGGAUCACAGACCGGUGCCAUCCGGGGCGCAGUCCAGGGGCUCACCCGGUCAGCAUUCGGUCCAGAAUCCGGUUCAAACCGGAUGAGCCGGCCCCAGACCCGGUUGAACCGGCCUCUGACCAGUUUUAGUCAGUUUUGA
Molecule: messenger RNA, 945 nt
Organism: Lolium perenne
Lineage: Eukaryota; Viridiplantae; Streptophyta; Magnoliopsida; Poales; Poaceae
Source: RefSeq, a predicted model, not a curated record